Molecule: messenger RNA, 476 nt
Organism: Selaginella moellendorffii
Lineage: Eukaryota; Viridiplantae; Streptophyta; Lycopodiopsida; Selaginellales; Selaginellaceae
Exons: 2
Coding region: 73-453 (126 amino acids)
Cellular component (GO): mitochondrion; respiratory chain complex IV
Source: RefSeq, a predicted model, not a curated record
ACGAACUUAACGGUAGGGCAAACUGCAGCCGUUGGAUGGGCGCGUUUUGAAAGGUCACGAUGAUUCAGCUGAAUGGGAAGGGUUUUGCGGGCAUGGAGACGAUGGCAUGGAGGGAAAUGUGGCCUCGGCGGAGGCCAAGAAAGGAGGAGACAAGGACGGCAAGAAAUCGACGCCAAAGAUCACGGCCAAAGAUAUAAAGACGUGCCCUCCCGACUCGCGCUUCCCAGUGACCAACCAAACGAAGAAUUGCUUCACGAAAUACGUGGAGUAUCACAAGUGAGUGGAAAGGAUUUUGGAGAGAAGAGAUCAAAUUUUUCUUCUUCUUGUGUUAGAUGCAUCCAAGAAAAUGGCGAGGGCGAUUCGAGAUGUGAGAAGUACAGGCGAGCUUACAAGUCAUUGUGCCCCAUCGAAUGGGUAAAGAAUCCUCUUUUUCCUCUCGAGCCGAGGCGAUGAGACUGAAAAACCAAAAAAAAAAA